This is a messenger RNA of Bactrocera tryoni, 2758 nucleotides long. It is a transcript of the gene Usp5, whose product is annotated as ubiquitin carboxyl-terminal hydrolase 5. The record is from RefSeq and is a predicted model, not a curated record. The transcript has 3 exons. NCBI's taxonomy places the organism in Eukaryota, Metazoa, Arthropoda, Insecta, Diptera, Tephritidae. Bases 129 to 2558 code for a protein of 809 amino acids. Gene Ontology annotation, molecular function: cysteine-type deubiquitinase activity; zinc ion binding; protein binding. Gene Ontology annotation, biological process: protein deubiquitination.
UUAAAUUGCUGAAUAAUUGCGAAAAUAGUGUCGUUGUUAUAAUAUUAAGAUUAAGAUUUUAUUUGCAAUAAAUUAUUUAACUUAAGACAUUUAGCGUUCGGUAUACGUUUACAGUAAAAAGAAAAGUAAUGGAAGUGAUCCAGAAGCAUUUGUCGAAGAUUCGCGUACCAUGCGAUAAUACACCAAUUUAUAAAGAUGAAUGUGUCUAUUCAUAUGAUACACCGGAAACUCCAACAGGACUUUACGUCAGUUUAAGUAGUUUUCUAAGCUUCGGCGAGCAAUAUGUAAAAAAAUAUGCUGAAAAGACUGGAAAUGCGGUAUUCCUGCAUAUACAUCGUGUGAAGACACCUAAAAAAGGUGUCGCUGCUGCCGAUGAAGGGGGGCCGGAGCGUAAAAUCACGCGGCUAGCUAUUGGUGUGGAGGGUGGUUAUAACGACGCUAACGAGAAGACAUUUGAUAUUAAAGAUACUUAUAGCAUUGUGGUCAUGCCGGAUAUUGAUAAAAAAUUUCCAUUCCCUAAUGAGGAAUUCCCACUGCUUGUAACUCAGUCUGUAGAGGCAUUGCUAGCACAAGAGUCUGCUAUAGCCAAACUUGAAAAGCAAACACUAACUGGCACAUGGGAUGGAGAGGUACGCCAAGUGUCAAAAUACGCAGAAUCUUUAAUACAACUAGAUAAUGGCAAGAAAAUACCGCCAUCAGGUUGGAAAUGUGAAAAAUGCGAUUUAACCAAUAAUCUUUGGCUCAACCUUACCGAUGGUUCCAUUCUUUGUGGGCGUAAAUUCUUUGACGGCUCCGGUGGCAACGAUCAUGCUGUGGAGUAUUACCGAGAAAUGGGGUAUCCGUUGGCUGUUAAAUUGGGUACAAUAACUGCCGAUGGGAAGUCUGACGUGUUCUCGUACCCGGAAGAUGAUAUGGUUAUUGACCCACACCUGGAAAAACAUCUUGCUCAUUUCGGCAUUAAUAUGGCAGCCAUGAAAAAGAGUGAAAAGUCAAUGGUUGAAUUAGAGUUGGAAAUUAAUCAACGGAUUGGUGAAUGGUCUUUGUUGACCGAAAGCGAUAGUGAAUUAGAGCCACUGGCUGGUCCAGGGUACACCGGCAUGCGGAAUCUCGGCAAUUCGUGCUACAUAAAUAGUGUGAUGCAGGUAAUAUUCACAUUACCUGACUUCAUCAAGCGAUAUGUAGGAGAAGGUUCGCAUAAAUAUUUUAACGCAUUUCCAGCUGAUCCCGCUAAUGAUUUUAACAUCCAAAUGGCUAAACUUGGUAAUGGUUUAUGGUCCGGCAAGUACAGUAGCAUUUCGGAGAAUUCAUUGGAUUCCGAAAGUACUGGUAUUUCACCUGCUAUGUUCAAAAAUGUCGUGGGUAAAAAUCACCCUGAUUUCAGUACGAAACAACAACAAGAUGCUUUUGAUUUCUAUUUACACCUUAUCAACAUAAUCGAACGCAAUUCCCGGCAUGAAGCUAAUCCAGUAGAGGGGCUUACAAUUAGUUUGGAGGAUCGUGUCGAGUGUAUGAGUAGCAAAAAGGUGAAGUAUACACACCGAGAUGAUUACUGUUUACCUUUACAAAUACCUUUGGAGAAGGCCACAAAUUUAGAUGAGGUCAAAGAAUAUUUGGAACGUAAAGCUGCCGAUGGUGCAAACAAUAGUGGCGACAAAAAUAUAGUGCGACACAAAGUGCCACUACAUGCAUGCUUAGAACGGUUUUUCGCAACUGAGGUGCUUGAGCAAUUUCACUCGUCAGCUACUAAUUGCAUAACCACUGCCAAAAGGUCCACUAGACUAGUAAAUAUGCCAGAUUUCCUGCUGUUGCAUUUGCGAAAGUUCACACUGGGCUCCGAUUGGGUGCCUAAGAAGUUAGAUGUAUCGGUUGACAUGCCGGACGAACUAGAUCUCAGCAGCUGGAGAGCCACUGGUAUGCAACCAAAUGAGCAGCCAUUACCAGAUACGGACGACAAGCCGAAGUUUUCUUUCGAUGAAAAUCUAAUGGGAGAACUAAUUCAAAUGGGCUUUCCGCAAGAGGCCUGCAAGCGUGCUGUAUUCCAUACUAAAAAUAUUAGUCUAGAAGCAGCUUCAAAUUGGCUGAUGGAACAUAUUGGUGAUGCCGAUAUUUCAGAACCGUUCGUUUUGCCCACUGAUGGCAUGGGUGACAGUAAAGCAAACGAUUUUGUUGCGAAUCCCGAAAGCGUUGCUAUGCUGAUGAGUAUGGGCUUUGAAGAACGUCAAGCUACUAAGGCAUUAAAAGCUACUGAUGGCAAUAUUGAGCGGGCGACGGAUUGGAUUUUUUCACAUGCUGAGGACAUGGACACAGAUGAGAUCCCACAAGAGCAGACUGAUAACGAGCCAAGUAAUGCACAUAAAAAAACAUAUCGGGAUGGUGUGGGCAAAUAUAAGCUCGUAGCUUUCAUUUCACAUAUGGGUACUUCAGCCCAAGUUGGUCAUUAUGUCUGCCACAUACAGAAGGAUGGACGAUGGGUCAUUUAUAACGAUAGUAAAGUAGCACUUUCGCAAAACCCACCAAAGGAUCUCGGUUAUUUAUAUUUAUACAAGCGAUGUGAGUAAAGACCAUGAAUUUGGAUUAAUGUGCAUUUCGAAUGAACUUGCCUUUAUUACUAUACAUAUAUAUUGAAUUCUUAAAAGUAUGACACUUAGUAUUAAAUGCAAAGAACUGAAAAAACUUUAAUACUUCAAGAAGAAAAGCUUAUUAUGCUGUUUAAAUGAUAAUUGUUUGUCGCGACGAAUAAAAUUUCAAUCGGAUCAAA